This is a messenger RNA of Cuscuta campestris, 1827 nucleotides long. The record is from the annotation of a GenBank genome assembly. Lineage: Eukaryota; Viridiplantae; Streptophyta; Magnoliopsida; Solanales; Convolvulaceae.
AACUAUUGUUUUAGAGUAAAUUCCAUAAUUGGUCCUUUAUAACAUGGGGGUUUCCCUAUUUAGUCCUCUAUUAUCAAAUAUUACUCCCGUAGUCCUUUUUUUAAGGGUGCCUUUCCACAAAUGGUCCUUUUUUGAUCUUCUGCCAUGUUGGUGUUACUUUAAAGGCUAAAAGCAUGGAGUUCACAGGAGAUCUAAGGCCCGUGCGCACUCCCCUCUCCGGGUUCACAGGAGACUCCAUCGAGGCCGAAGGAGUCAUCACGGUGCCCGUGAUAGUAGUGGAUGGUGCGCACAAGGCCAAGUUGAAGAUGGAGUUCAUGGUUGUAAGCAUCAACUGCGUGCACAACCUGAUCCUAGGACGGCCCGGCCUUGAGGACCACGAAUGUGUGAUCUCCCCAUAUUACUUAUGUAUGAAGUUCCCCACUCCUUCGGGUAUCAGGGUGGUGAGGGGAGAUCAGAAGCUAGCCCGUUCGUUCUAUGUCCGGAUCACGAAGAAGUUGCCAAGGGAUGAGACAUUGGUCGUGCACACCCAGGAGGAGAUGAGGAAGCAAGAAGCGCGGCCGAAGGCCGAGCUCGCCGAGGAUGUCGAGAAAGUGCUGCUCGACCCUGAGAUGCCCGAGCGGAAGGUGAAGAUAGGGGCGAGCUUGACUGGAAACCUGCGGAAGCACUUAGUGGUCGUGCUCACCGCCUCCCGCGUGAUCUUUGCAUGGGGACCCGGGGAUAUGCCAGGGGUGGAUCCCAAGAUCAUAUGCCAUCGGUUCGGAGUCAACCCGGAGUCUAGGCCGGUGAAGCAGAAGAAGCGAUUCCUCUCAUCCGAGCUGAGGCAGUUCGUCGCACAAGAGGUGGCUACCCUCCAAAGCAUUGAGCUCGGUCCUCGUGCGGGAAGAAGACGGAGUCAGCACCCGGUAUACUACACGACAAAGACACUGAGGGACGCCGAGCUCAGGUACUCUGUGGGCGAGAAGACGGUUCUGGUUGUGGUCACAAUCGUACAUCGACUGACGCCCUACUUCCAAGCUCACUCGGUCCAAGUACUUUCCCGGCAGCCCAUGGGCGCGCUACUGAGGAGCCCGAAUGCGCCCUCUCGUAUGUAUAAGUGGGAAGUGUUCCUUGGAGCCUUCCAAAUUGAGUUUAAGCCAAGACCAGCAAUCAAGGGGCAGGCGCUGGAAGACUUCGUGGUGGAAUGCACCGCUCGGGAGGAGUCGAGCCCGGAAGCGCCUGAAGCCGAUGAUUGGUGGACAGUUUUUACCGACGGCUGCUCCGUCGCCAAAAACUCGGGGGGUGGAGAGGUAGUCAUCACUCCCGAAGGCACUCUUGUGCGGGCUACGCCUAGCAACUGGAUGAACACGACAAAGCUAAGGGUAAAGUGUGAUUCGAAUCUAGUAGUUGGCCACGUCUCCGGAGAAUUCGAGGCAAAAGACGAAAGAAUGAAGAAAUAUAGGGAUGCCGCUUUGGAAUUGCUUAAGAGUUUCACCGCGUAUAGUAUGGAGCAUAUCCCUCGAGCGGAGAACGCCGAGGUGGAUAUUUUGUCGAAGCUGAGCUCUGAAACGCCCGAGCAUAUCAGGGGAAUGGUGAACGUGGACGAACUGUCCGAGCUGAGCAUCAAUGCGUUCCCCGUGGCAAUGAUCUGUGCUCAGCCAAGAGAUGGACGAGUGUAGGCCAUACCCGUAUGUUUUUCCUCGAUGAAGGUCAACACUCGUGCUCGGCUCUAUCUUCCGCAAGAGGAUGGACAAGCGUAGGCCACACUCGGAUGUUUUUCCAAGAUGUAGGUCAAACACUCGCGCUCGUCUGUCCUCCGCAAGAGGAUGAAUGAGCGUAGGCCAUACCCGG